UUGUAGUUGUAGUUGUAGUUCUCCUUUCUUCAACAUUGAAAUUAAAAAGGAAUAUUGACCUUUCGAAAUAAAUGGCAUCAACCAAUCCUCAAGAAUCCGUUCGAGACCACUCGCCACUUCCAAAGGUACUAGUUCCCAAUAAACCACGGUCUUUCUACACCAUUGGAGAAGAGCCCUUUACCUCCACCAAAUUCCAGUACUUGAAAGCGUACGAGUCUCCGCUCCCUCUUGAUCAGUUCUUGGCCACUCAUGCGCACUCCGUAAAGGCCAUCCUUUCUUCCGCAAGUGCUCCUGUCACCGCUGACCUCCUGCAGUUGCUGCCGACGGUGCGCCUUGUUGUCACCACCAGCGCCGGCCUCAACCAGAUUGACCUCCCUGAAUGCCGGCGCCGUGGAAUAGCGGUCGCUAACGUAGCCAAUGUCUAUUCUGCUGACGUCGCAGAUCUUGCUGUUGGUUUAUUGAUCGAUGUUUUGAGGAAGAUUUCGGCAAGCAAUCGCUACGUCAAGCAAGGGAAUUGGCCCACCAGAGGGGACUAUCCUCUUGGUUCUAAGUUGGGAGGAAAGCGGGUUGGAAUUGUUGGACUGGGAAAUAUCGGGUAUGAAGUUACUAAAAGGCUUGAAGCCUUUGGUUGCUGUAUCUCUUAUAACUCCAGGAAGAAAAAGCCAUAUGUCUCGUACCCUUUCUAUGAAAAUGUCUGUGAACUUGCAGCCAAUUGCGAUGCCCUCAUCAUCUGUUGCGGGUUGACAGACCAAACUCACCACCUGAUCAAUAAGGAAGUCUUAUCAGCACUGGGGAAGAAAGGAGUCAUUGUUAAUAUCGGACGUGGGCCUAUUAUUGAUGAAAAGGAAAUGGUAAGGUGUUUGAUGGAAGGAGAGAUUGCAGGUGCUGGCUUGGAUGUGUUUGAGAAUGAGCCUGAUGUUGCUAAAGAUUUUUUUGCAUUGGAUAACGUUGUGCUGUCGCCACAUUGUGCUGUCUUUACGCCAGAAUCAAUGAAGGAUUUAAGUGAACUUGUGGUGGGGAAUCUGGUGGCUUUCUUCUCAAACAAACCAUUACUUUCUGAAUAUGUGGAUGAAUGAUGGGUGACACCAUUUAUUUACAGUUGCUAUGCACUUUUAUGCAGGCAGGAUAUAGGAGUGAUGUGAUCACAAAGUCAAUGAGGAGACAAAGAUCAAGAACUGUUGCAUUAUUAUCAUAGAUUGCUAGUUUAAAUGUGAAAGGAACAUGAAUUUAAAGGUGCAGACUCUACAGAAGUACCUGCUUAUCAGAAUCAAUUACUGUUCCCAAUUACAAUUUGAUAUCAGUAGUUGAUUGGAAAUGCAUGCUUUUACAGAGAUACUUCAUGUGCUGGUAGCACAUGGUUAAAUUGGUUAUAGAACUGUUGAGAAGUAUACAGGUGUGGGUUAAGCUUAA
Hevea brasiliensis (rubber tree) is the source of this 1410-nucleotide messenger RNA. Its product is annotated as glyoxylate/hydroxypyruvate reductase HPR3. Gene Ontology annotation, cellular component: cytosol. The record is from RefSeq and is a predicted model, not a curated record. The coding region runs from base 72 to 1076 and encodes 334 amino acids. Gene Ontology annotation, molecular function: hydroxypyruvate reductase [NAD(P)H] activity; NAD binding; glyoxylate reductase (NADPH) activity. Lineage: Eukaryota; Viridiplantae; Streptophyta; Magnoliopsida; Malpighiales; Euphorbiaceae. The transcript has 3 exons.